AUGAGCGACGCCGUCUCCUUGGCCGAGUCGUCCGGCUCCGAGUCGGGCUGGAUGACCAUGACAAUUAGCCACCGAAAACACAACUACAGCUUUGACCUGCCCGACGACGCCACCGUCGCCGACCUCUUUGUCGAGAUCGAGGCCGCCCUCGAUAUCCCCGUCAGCAACCAAAAGAUACUGGUGCCCAAGGGGCCGCUUCUCAAAGCACCCUUCAAGGACGCCAACAUGUCCCUCCACUCCCUGCAGGGCAAGGCGUUGACUCUCAUGGGCUCGGGCGUCGCCGAGGUGCAAGCCGUCAAAGGCAUGGCCGAAAAGGUGGCGAGGAGAAAUGCCGCCCGGAUAGCCCAGAGGGCCAAGACGAGGACGACGAGCCGCAAGAGCCAAGCCAGGUCCGCCGACGACGCAAAAUACACCUUUCUCCAGGUGCAACCGCUGCAGGGGCUGCCGCACCCGGAGCGCAGCCAGGCGCUGCUUAUGCGGCUCAAGGAGGACCCGGGCAUUAGAGCCGCCAUGAGGAAGCAUAAGUUCACCGUCGCCCUCCUAACAGAGAUGGAGCCUCUGUCUCAUACGCAAUCGACGCACGAAGGCACCUCGCGCAUCCUCGGGCUGAAUCGCAACCAGGGCGAAGUCGUCGAGCUGCGCCUGCGGACCGACGCGCACGACGGCUAUCGUGACUACAAGACGAUCCGCAAGACGCUGUGCCACGAGCUUGCGCACAACGUUCACGGCCCGCACGACCGCCACUUCUGGGACCUCUGCCACCAGAUUGAGCGCGAGGUCGAUGGCGCAGACUGGAAGACGUCGGGCCGCACCAUUGGCGAGACGUCGCGCUACACCAUCUCGGGCCAGGACGACGAGACACACGAGGACGACGGCGGCUGGACCGGCGGAGAGUUUGUCCUCGGCGGCGGCAAGGACCAGAGCCCCGGCAUGAGCCGCAGGGAGGUUCUGGCGCAGGCGGCCCUGGAGCGACAGAGGAAGGAGGCCGGGGCCGAACGCAAGGCUUGCGACGCCGCAGAGAAGGGCUGGCGGCCGUGCCAGCGCUCACAACAGAGCGACGGGACAGAGUAA
Messenger RNA from Hirsutella rhossiliensis, 1071 nucleotides. RefSeq names its product WLM domain-containing protein. Lineage: Eukaryota; Fungi; Ascomycota; Sordariomycetes; Hypocreales; Ophiocordycipitaceae. The record is from RefSeq and is a predicted model, not a curated record. The transcript has a single exon. Bases 1 to 1071 code for a protein of 356 amino acids. Gene Ontology annotation, molecular function: proteasome binding.